AUGCCACCGCCAGCGGCAUUACUCUUACAUGAACCUUGGCUGGAACUGAUUUUGAGCAACAAGAAGAGCUGGGAGCUUCGAGGAUCUGCCACAAGUCGGCGUGGCUUGAUCAGUUUGGCCAGAACUGGAAGCAGCAAGUUGUUCGGCGAAGUCGAGCUCAUCGACUGCUUCAUGGUGGCAAAGCGAGAUGAGCAGGGUAACCUGGUCGAGGUUGCGGGGAACGAAGAGAACUUUUUGGUGCACCACCUGAGCAAACACCAGGUAGAGGACCUCAGCGCCAUCAAGUACCAGAAGGUUUUUGCCUGGGUCCUGAAAGACCCAAAGCGAUAUGAGAAGCCUGUCCCCUAUUGCCACCCUAGAGGCGCCAUCAUCUGGGUACGAAUUGCAGAGAAGGACCAGUCAAAAGGGUCGCAGUCCUUGACCCUACCAAUGAAGGCCACAUCUAAGGCUAUGCCGAUGCCCAAGGCCCUGCCAAAGGCACGCUGCUUGACCCUACCAAUGAAGAAGACCACAUCUAAGACUAUGCCCAAGGCCCAGCCAAAGGCACACUGCUCCGCCUUGAAGGCGAUCACAAAAUAG
This is a messenger RNA of Durusdinium trenchii, 579 nucleotides long. The record is from the annotation of a GenBank genome assembly. NCBI's taxonomy places the organism in Eukaryota, Dinophyceae, Suessiales, Symbiodiniaceae.